GCGGGGGUGGCGGCCGCGCUACCGAGCAUCCUGGUGCCGCCUGGCCACCCGCGAGGCUGUCGUCCACACCGGUGUGAAAGGAGCUAUUUGCCAUGGAAGCCCGGGAGAGCACGGCGUCCACCUAUCAGUUCAUGUCCGAGGCCAACCAGCCCAGGGAGGAAGAUGAUAGCGUGGCACCUCAAGGGACCACGGAAACUAUGCAGCUGAAGAAGGAGAUCUCGCUGCUGAAUGGGGUCAGCCUGGUGGUGGGCAACAUGAUCGGCUCAGGAAUUUUUGUCUCGCCCAAGGGCGUUCUGGUACACACGGCUUCCUACGGGUUGUCGCUGGUCAUAUGGGCCAUUGGCGGGCUUUUCUCUGUUGUGGGUGCCCUUUGCUAUGCAGAACUGGGGACCACCAUCACCAAAUCUGGGGCCAGCUAUGCUUAUAUUCUAGAGGCCUUUGGGGGCUUCAUUGCCUUCAUCCGCCUGUGGGCCUCCCUGCUAAUCGUUGAGCCCACCAGUCAGGCCAUCAUCGCUAUCACCUUUGCCAACUACAUCAUCCAGCCCUCCUUUCCCACCUGUGAUCCCCCUUACCUGGCCUGCCGUCUCCUCGCUGCUGCUUGCAUAUGUCUGCUGACAUUUGUGAACUGUGCCUAUGUCAAGUGGGGCACCCGCGUACAGGAUACUUUCACUUACGCGAAGGUCCUAGCGCUCAUUGCCAUCAUUGUCAUGGGCCUUGUUAAACUGUCCCAGGGUAAGGAGGGCCUGAGGCGGGAAGGAGGGUGGAUGACUCCGGGAGGCCCCCGCGGGGAUUCUAGAGCCCAGGGGCGUGGGACACAUACCCAUCCUGGGACAUCGUGGGGAAGAGGUACCUCGAAGACCCAGAGGCCAGGGAACUGUUCAGUGUCAGAAAAAUCCUUGGGUGAACUUGGACCCCAGGGAGAGGCUGGUUCUAGGUCUUCCUGUCUCACCUGUGCUAACAGGAAUCUGCCCCUGGCCAUCGGGAUUUCGAUGCCAAUUGUGACGCUCAUCUACCUCCUGACCAACGUGGCCUAUUACACCGUGCUGAGCAUUUCAGACGUCCUCAACAGCGACGCCGUGGCUGUGACAUUUGCUGACCAGACCUUUGGCAUGUUCAGCUGGACCAUUCCCAUCGCUGUGGCCCUGUCCUGCUUUGGGGGCCUCAAUGCGUCGAUCCUUGCUUCAUCAAGGUUGUUCUUCGUGGGCUCCCGUGAGGGCCACCUCCCAGACCUUCUGUCCAUGAUCCACAUUGAGCGUUUUACACCCAUCCCUGCUUUAUUGUUCAAUUGCACAAUGUCGCUCAUCUACCUCAUCGUGGAGGACGUUUUCCUGCUCAUCAACUACUUCAGCUUCAGCUACUGGUUUUUUGUGGGCCUGUCUGUGGCUGGACAGCUCUACCUUCGCUGGAAGGAGCCCGAGCGGCCCCGGCCUCUCAAGCUGAGCCUGUUUUUUCCCAUCGUGUUCUGCAUAUGCUCCUUGUUUCUGGUGAUUGUGCCCCUCUUUGGAGACACCAUCAAUUCCUUCAUUGGCAUUGGGAUCUCCCUCUCCGGAAUCCCCGUCUACUUCCUGGGUGUUUACCUGCCAGAAUCCCGGAGGCCGCUCUUUGUCCGGAAUAUCCUGGCUGCUAUCACCAAAGUCACCCAGAAGAUUUGCUUUUGCGUCCUGACUGAGCUAGAUGUAGCCGAAGAGACAAAGGUUGAGAGGAAAACUGACUAGAGGCCAGAGGUGAAGUCCCCUGAGGCCUGGAAGGUUUUACCUGUGGCCACAGUCACCAAAGGCCAGAUGGCAAGACUGUGUGGACCCAGCCCUCUUGUGCUGAAGGAGCCUGUUGGCACACAUUAUGUCAGGGGGUGGAGGGCUGAUGGCUUCCUCAG
Myotis lucifugus (little brown bat) is the source of this 1873-nucleotide messenger RNA. RefSeq names its product solute carrier family 7 member 6 (gene SLC7A6). Lineage: Eukaryota; Metazoa; Chordata; Mammalia; Chiroptera; Vespertilionidae. The coding region runs from base 93 to 1715 and encodes 540 amino acids. Gene Ontology annotation, molecular function: L-amino acid transmembrane transporter activity. Gene Ontology annotation, cellular component: membrane. The transcript has 9 exons. Gene Ontology annotation, biological process: amino acid transmembrane transport. The record is from RefSeq and is a predicted model, not a curated record.